Messenger RNA from Helianthus annuus (common sunflower), 2326 nucleotides. Its product is annotated as probable receptor-like protein kinase At1g49730. Gene Ontology annotation, molecular function: ATP binding; protein kinase activity. Lineage: Eukaryota; Viridiplantae; Streptophyta; Magnoliopsida; Asterales; Asteraceae. Gene Ontology annotation, biological process: protein phosphorylation. The transcript is spliced from 9 exons. The coding region runs from base 121 to 2136 and encodes 671 amino acids. The record is from RefSeq and is a predicted model, not a curated record.
ACGGACACGCACGCUUCGCUAACGUAAGCGGCCUUUGCUAACUUACGCAGACACGAUUCCACUAUCUUCCUUCCUCAUCUCACUCACUAACUAACUAACUUACGCUGAUUCUGAACAACAAUGGCGGAACAUAGGUGGAUAAUACUGUUGCUGUUAAUGUCUCUGUUGUUGCUUGCAGAAAUGCAGGUUUCUCCUCCUGCAAUGGCAGCUUCAGCAGGUUGCCCGUUGAAUAUCAGUGGCUCUAAUUUUACUCAUGCUGCCACCAUUUGUUCCCACACGGAAUCAAGAGCAAGUUGUUGUCGUUACAUCAACGCCCUUAUCGCAGUUUCAAUUGCUCGUUAUGCAAACACGAGUAACAACCUAGGAGUUCCUCCAGAACUAUCCGAUAUCUGUCUCCAAGCCAUAUCCCAAACGUUGGAAACACAUGGAAUGACAAAAAAUGCUACGGCUUUUUGUGGAUUCGGGACGAGAAUUCAUGUCAAUUACGAGUGCCUCGGAAUAAAAACAGUCGAUAAGAUGCACCAAUCUCCAAAAUUUUCUAAUGUCACGUUGCAUUGUAGAGCACCGUUAGGUGAGGGACGUUGUAAAAAGUGUUUAAACGCUGGAAUUUUGUUUUUGAGGAAUUUAGUCGGAGCUGCGGAUAAUAUCACGUUAAGUACUUGUAGAGAUGCAACGUUUGUUGCUAUUGCUAGCCAAGUUGACGAUGUAGCGGCUGUUGAGACCGCUGACUGUUUUUUCGGAGUUCAAGGACUCAGUAGCACUUCAGGAUCCUCCACACCUAUAUCUUCUUCACCUGGGUUAUCUCCAAGUUCGUUUGGUGCCGCGGGCCCAAGUCAACUCUCUUUGACCGCACCGGAAAUUAGACACCGUUCCUACCAUCUGUCACUGGUUCCUGCUGUUGGCAUUGCAGUUACAGUGCUAGCCGCUAUCAUGCUGGUAUUAAUGGUUUUCCUUAUUCGCAGAAAAAGUAAAGAACUCGAAGGACAUGACAUGACGAUUGAUAAAACCUCAACGGAAACAAAAUCGCAGCCAACAAAAAAGUUUCAAGACGUUUAUGCAGGUCCAUCAUCUAUGUUUACAAAGUUCAGUUAUAAAGAGACGAAAAAAGCAACCGACAAUUUUAAUACGGUUAUUGGACAAGGAGGAUUUGGGACUGUAUACAAAGCUCAACUGAAUGAUGGUUCAAUGGUAGCAGUAAAACGUAUGGAUAAAGUUUCAGAACAGGCUGCAGAAGAAUUUUGCAGAGAAAUUGAGCUUCUUGCUAGACUUCAUCAUCGCCAUCUUGUUGCCUUAAAGGGAUUUUGCAUUGAAAAACAUGAAAGGUUUCUCAUGUACGAAUAUAUGGCAAACGGGAGCUUAAAGGAUCAUCUUCACACUCCGGGUGUGCCUCGGCUGAGUUGGCCAACAAGAAUUCAAAUUGCAGUUGACGUGGCAAACGCAUUGGAAUACCUCCACUUCUACUGUGAUCCGCCUCUGUGCCAUAGAGACAUCAAGUCCAGUAAUAUAUUACUUGAUGAGAAUCUCGUAGGAAAGGUUGCAGACUUUGGGCUUGCAUACGCAUCUAAAGAUGGUUCCGUCUGUUUUGAACCAGUUAAUACAGAGAUCAGAGGAACUCCAGGUUACAUGGACCCAGAAUACGUCGUGACACAAGAACUAACAGAAAAAAGUGACAUCUACAGUUACGGGGUUGUACUACUAGAACUAAUAACCUCUAAACGAGCCAUACACGACAACAAAAACUUAGUCGAGUCAUGUCAAACCCUAAUGACAUCAGAAUCGCAAAUCAUCGAGCUAGUGGACCCCACUAUUGGCAACUCCUUUGACUUUGACCAACUUCAUACACUAAUCACACUAGUGAAAUGGUGUACCCAGAGAGAAGGGCGGGCCCGGCCUUCGAUCAAACAGGUGUUGAGACUUUUAUACGAGUGCGCGGACCCCAUGCAUAGUGGCUUCGUUGAAACUUUAUAUGAUGUGAAAGGGAGAACAAGUAAAGGUAGAUCGCGUAGGACUUUGAACCAAAGUUGGGAUGCAAGGGGUUUAGCAUCUUCUUCUAGUACCUCGCGGUCUUAUUGUAGUAGAAGUUUUCUACUCGAGCCCGGAUCGCCUCAGUCUCCUUCAAAUAUACCAUCUAUUUAAGGUGCUUUGGUUUGGUGGUUGUACACUACAACCAUGAAUCAACAUUGAUUGUUUUUGAAUUUGGGGUGAUUUAGAUGUUCAUGUGUUAUUCAAUGUAGAUUUUGUUGUGGUUUAGGUUCUUAAGGUAGUAAUUUUAGUAUCAGACAUUGCAGUUGUUUACCAUUUCUCACAGUUUUUUCAUUUGUCUCAA